GAUGAGCCCCAGAAGACCAAGCGAGCCACCGACCUUUCGGCAGAGGACAAGGACCGCAUCAACCAGAUGACGAGCCCACAGGACAUCCCCCGGGCAGAACGAAAGCGACAGUAUGCUGCCCUUCGUCGGGCGAUCCUCAAGAAUGCGAACCCGGCUCUGACAGCGAAGUUCUCACUCUGCAGCGACUCUGACAGGUUCGGGAUGCUCAAGGUCUUUAUGUGCAACCAAUCCGUGGCAGCGAUAGAUGUGGAGGAAAAAUAUGAAUCAUGGGUCCGGGAUCUCCGGACUGAUCGCUAUGCUCCGGAUGCAACCUUUUGGAAGGCCAAAAUGUAUAAGGUGCUGAAGGAGGUGGUCGAGGACAAGUCCCAGGGAACUGAGGGAACCAGCAGUGUGCUUGGGCGCGAACUAUUCUGGGUUUCCUAUGUAGAUAGACAGAUAGAUACAUAG
Messenger RNA from Symbiodinium necroappetens, 447 nucleotides. The record is from the annotation of a GenBank genome assembly. Lineage: Eukaryota; Dinophyceae; Suessiales; Symbiodiniaceae.